Messenger RNA from Nymphaea colorata (pocket water lily), 1030 nucleotides. Its product is annotated as NDR1/HIN1-like protein 10. Gene Ontology annotation, biological process: defense response to other organism. The transcript has a single exon. The record is from RefSeq and is a predicted model, not a curated record. Bases 170 to 802 code for a protein of 210 amino acids. NCBI's taxonomy places the organism in Eukaryota, Viridiplantae, Streptophyta, Magnoliopsida, Nymphaeales, Nymphaeaceae.
CAACUGAACUGAUCAUCACCUUAUCUUUUCUCUUCUGAUGAGCAACAAAUGAAACACAGUUCGCUCUCAUCUGCAACCAGGAGCCAACUGCUACCAACAUAAUUUCGAUCCCUGCCCUUCUCACGAAUUCCUUCUUAGCACACUUCGUUUGGCUCAUUUCCCCAAGACAAUGCCUCAAUCAGGGCCACAGUAUUCCCAGCAAAAGACCGUCGAAACCUUUUCGCCUGACUGGUUGCUUAUGGCGAUUGUUUUGUGCCUCUUCAUCUUCGUGAGCGUCGUCUUGCCCGCAGCUUUUUCCAUUCGUGAGCCUUCUGGCGGGAAUUACUACGUAGAGAAUGCGUGCCUGAUAGAGUUCAACUUAACCGGCAAAAAUUUACUUCAAUACAAUCUCAAAUUGGACGUUAGCAUCACGAAUCCGAACAAGAAGUGCCAUGUCUACUAUCAGCAGCUUCAGGCAUCUGCAAGUUACGAGGGAGAAAUUAUUGCCUCGGCUUUACUGCCUACCUUCCGUCUGGAGCACAAGAAGACGGUCGUCAUUCACCCCGCUUUUGGUGGGCAGUCUGCAAUCGGGCUUGAUGAUCUGAGUGUCAAUGAGUUCAUGAAGCAGAGAUCAGAUGGUUUUUUCAGAAUAAAUGUUGAGAUUAAUGCCAAGAUGAUAGAGAGCCUUGGGCUGCUUACGACAGAUGAGUUCUCUGCAAGCAUUUGGUGUGGAUUGACGAUACCCCUGCUGCCGUCGAAUAGCUCUGCCUCCGGAAAUGGUGGAUUCACAAGGACUGAGUGUGAAGUGAAAACCCUAAUAUGAUGGGUAAUGUACUACUCAUUCAUCUGAGUUCAAACUAGCAUGAGAUCUUGGGCAUUGAUUAAAUAUUGCGUCACAUCUAGCGUUUAUUGAGGCUGAAGGCAAGAAAUUGUUCAUUACUAAGUAGCAGAUCUUCAACUGCUUGUGUGGAGUUAAGGUGACUGAAGAAUUUCAGUAGCGAACUUUCUUUUGCUUGUUUUUUCUUCUGCUUUUGAUGCAAAAUCAAAGAAG